AUGCCAGCUUUCCGCCCCGCCAGCCGCGCUCUCCUGGGCGGCGUCGGGAAGUCCUGCCUGUUGCUGCAGUUCACGGACAAGCGCUUCCAGCCGGUGCACGAUUUGACGAUUGGCGUCGAAUUCGGCGCCCGCAUGGUGAACAUCAACAGCAAGCAGAUCAAGCUGCAAAUCUGGGAUACGGCUGGCCAGGAGUCGUUCAGGUCCAUCACAAGGUCCUACUACCGCGGGGCGGCGGGUGCCCUACUGGUGUACGACAUCACCAGGCGGGACACGUUCAACCAUCUCGCCAGCUGGCUGGAGGAUGCUCGGCAGCAUGCCAACCAGAACAUGACCAUCAUGCUCAUUGGCAACAAGAGCGACCUCAACGCCCGACGCGCUGUGUCGACCGAGGAGGGACAGCAGUUUGCAAAGGAGCAUGGCUUGGUGUUCCUGGAAACGUCUGCCAAGACGGCUGUCAACGUGGAGGAUGCAUUCAUCAACACAGCGAAGAAGAUAUACGAAAAGAUUGAGCAGGGCGUGUUUGAUGUCUCGAAUGAGUCUUUUGGGAUCAAGGUUGGGUAUGGUGCUGGAGGGCCCAACUCCCAAACAGUGAAGGUUGGGGCUGCUGCAACCCAAAAGGCGUCAGGACCAUGCUGCUAG
Messenger RNA from Ostreobium quekettii, 639 nucleotides. Lineage: Eukaryota; Viridiplantae; Chlorophyta; Ulvophyceae; Bryopsidales; Ostreobiaceae. The record is from the annotation of a GenBank genome assembly.